Carcharodon carcharias (great white shark) is the source of this 2004-nucleotide messenger RNA. RefSeq names its product sodium-dependent phosphate transport protein 2A-like. Gene Ontology annotation, biological process: sodium-dependent phosphate transport; intracellular phosphate ion homeostasis. Gene Ontology annotation, molecular function: sodium:phosphate symporter activity. Lineage: Eukaryota; Metazoa; Chordata; Chondrichthyes; Lamniformes; Lamnidae. The record is from RefSeq and is a predicted model, not a curated record. Gene Ontology annotation, cellular component: brush border; apical plasma membrane; vesicle. The transcript has 11 exons. The coding region runs from base 1 to 2004 and encodes 667 amino acids.
AUGAACGGGGUUGCUGGCACUAAACCGUACCAUCUCCCGGCGGUCGGAGGAAUUCCACACUCGGAUCAUGGCUACCUCUGCCCAGGCUCGACAGUCAACUUGGUCGACAACAUGGACAAGUUUGAGAUUGACACCCAUUCAGCUUUGACCUGGGCAUUCUCAAAACAGGACAAUUCCAAUGUGCCUCAAUGGAGAGAAACUGAGACCUUACUUUGCUUUUCAGGGCUGGAUGUCAAAGGGAAAGUGAAAUUCAUUCUGAACUCGAUGAUGAAGAUGCUGCUACUAUUUAGCUUUCUCUAUAUGUUUGUGUGCUCCCUUGAUGUCCUCAGUGCAGCCUUUCAGCUUGCUGGAGGCAAAGUGGCUGGUGACAUUUUUAAAGACAACGCAAUCCUGUCUAAUCCUGUGGCUGGACUUGUGGUUGGAAUCUUGGUCACUGUCUUAGUCCAAAGCUCGAGUACGUCAACAUCCAUCAUUGUCAGCAUGGUGUCAUCAGGAUUACUGGGAGUGCGUUCUGCGAUUCCCAUUAUCAUGGGAUCCAAUAUUGGAACCUCAGUAACAAACACUAUUGUAGCCCUAAUGCAAGCUGGAGACAGAAAUGAAUUCAAACGGGCUUUCGCAGGUGCCACGGUACAUGAUUGCUUCAAUUGGCUCUCUGUGUUGGUGCUGCUGCCAAUUGAGGUAGCCAGCGGCUUCUUAUAUCGACUCACUAAGGUUGUAGUGGGGAGCUUUAAAAUCCAGACAGGAAAGGAUGCACCAAACCUCCUUGGUAUCAUUACAGAUCCAUUCACUGACCACAUUAUACAGCUUGAUAAAUCUGUAAUCACUGCAAUAGCGAUCGGGGAUGAAAGUUUCCGGAAUAAGAGUCUCGUGAAGAUUUGGUGCAUCAAAAGGAUUGUACAACUACAGGACAACAUCAUCGUGGACAGUAUGGAGAAGUGCACAUCACCUGAAUCAUGCUGGCAAGACAAGAAUCACACCUGGACUUUAGUCAACAGGACAUAUGAAGAAAACUUUGAGAAAUGUAACCAUUUGUUUGUGAACUCCACCAUGUCCGAUCUAGUGGUGGGCCUGAUCCUGCUGGCUGGCUCCCUAGUGGUUCUCUGCACUUGCCUGGUACUAAUUGUCAAGCUGCUGAAUGCAAUGCUGAGAGGGCAGGUUGCAAAAGCCAUCAAAAGAGUCAUUAAUACCGACUUCCCAUAUCCAUUUGGUUGGUUGGCAGGAUACCUUGCCAUGGUUGUGGGAGCUGGCAUUACAUUUGUUGUCCAAAGCAGCUCAGUGUUUACUUCGGCCAUCACGCCCCUCAUUGGUAUUGGGGUGAUCAGUAUUGAACGUGCCUACCCUUUGACCUUGGGAUCCAAUAUUGGCACCACCACCACUGCAGUCUUGGCAGCUUUGGCCAGUCCAGGUGACAUGCUACCAAGUGCGUUCCAGAUUGCUCUUUCCCAUUUCUUUUUCAAUAUCGCUGGGAUUAUACUGUGGUACCCGUUUCCCAUCACCCGUUUCCCCAUCCGCAUGGCAAAGACCUUGGGAGAAAGAACUGCCAAGUAUCGCUGGUUUGCUGUUUUAUAUCUGAUCAUCUGCUUCCUUCUGCUGCCCUCGCUCAUCUUUGGACUCUCCAUGGCUGGUUGGCAGGUUCUUAUAGGAGUGGGUGCCCCCUUUGUGGGUAUCCUUGUCUUCAUAGGCAUCACCAACGUCUUGCAAACGCGCAGGCCCAGCUAUCUGCCCAAGAAACUGCAGUCAUGGGACUUCCUCCCAGUCUGGAUGCACUCCUUGAAGCCAAUGGACCGUGUGAUAACUAACGCUGCCCUCUGCUGCACGGACCAUUGCAUUUGUUCGGACAAGUCGGAGACCCGGGAAGGUGCCAGUUGCAGUGAGAAAUCUCCACAGAUGAAGAUGAAAACUGCUUGUGACAACCCAGCCAUCACCUACUUGGAGGAAAUUUCAGUCGGGGCCUCGUCUCCCAUAUUAAACAGGUUGCCUGUGCUGGAUGUCACGCCCCUGUAG